This is a messenger RNA of Tilletiopsis washingtonensis, 7791 nucleotides long. RefSeq lists its product as hypothetical. The record is from RefSeq and is a predicted model, not a curated record. The transcript has 33 exons. Gene Ontology annotation, molecular function: oxidoreductase activity. The coding region runs from base 2274 to 7754 and encodes 1826 amino acids. Lineage: Eukaryota; Fungi; Basidiomycota; Exobasidiomycetes; Entylomatales.
AUGCACGAGCACGAGCACGUGCACCUGCGGCGCUGGCCCCUGAGCAACCAGAAGCAGCGGCAGGCGAGAGGGCGAAAGAGGAAGGUCGAGCAGCGAGCCGCGUCCCGCCGCUGCUUCAUGCUUGUGCUUCUGCCGCCGUGCUUCGCUAGCAGCGCCAGUAGGCAGAGAAUGCGCUUCCGCCAGCAGAGCGUCGCUCUCGCGGCGUGUCGUGCUAUGGGCCUGGCGCCGCGCCGCCGCGCCGCGCUUCGCAGAGGAAGGCUGAUGAGCAGCGGCCGACACCUCAGACCCAGCUUCGUCUCCCUCAUCACCUCGCGGCCACUCGCUCUUCCGCGCCGCUUCCACCUGCGCCCGACUGCGUCUCGAUCUCGCUUGGCUUCCUCCGCCAUGCCGCCCACGACGCGCAGCUCGCGCAGCCGGAGUGCCGCUGAGCAGCCGGCGGCACAGCCGGCGCCCAAGCGCUCCAAGCGCGGCUCGGCUGCUGCCCCUGCCAAGGCGGUGGAGAAGCAGAAGGUACAGCUUCUGAUCCGCCUGAAGCAGACCUACAUCUCGGUGUCCGAGUCGCCGGAGCCCGAAGGCGAGGGCUCGUCGACUGCGGGACCUUCGACUCGCGCCGAGACUUCGGUCGAACAGAGCCCGCCAGCUGCGGCGGCGACGGCGCAUGAGCACGAGCAGUCACAGGGCAGCGUAGGCGGAAUGAAGGGCUCACCUCUCAGCAAGGGCGAUGCUGAAGGCUCGCAGCCACGCUCGCAGCACAGCGCUGCGCCCAGCAAGUCCUCGCAGCCCAGCGCCGGCGCGAGCAAGGCAUCGCAGCCUGGCACCGGCGAUGCUGGACAGCCGCACUCGCAGCGCAGUGCCAGUCAAGCCAAGCAGGCCAAGCAGUCACAGCAGAGCGUCGCCGACGAAGACAACGACAACAGCUUCGACUUUGGCUCGGACUGCUCAUCGGUCAAGAGUGCCGACUUCGACAUCGAGGACCCGAUGCAGUCGUUUGGCCUCUCUUCUCGCGAGCGCGAGGCCAUCGAGAUUGGCAUCCAAGCCACCGCGGCGCGCCUUGCCGACGAGGGCACUGCAUCGGGCGGCGGCGGCACGCUGCUGCUCAAGGAAGGCGCAGUGCUCGAGGUGCAGCUGCCUCUACACCCUCUCUCGCCUCUCCAGCGCACUACGCUCGACAUCGCAGAGGAUGCUUACCUCGUUCUCAUCUCUCUCGACGUGCAGGGCGGCUGGACGAGCAGUGCCGUCCCUCCCACUUCCAUCGUGCGUCUCGUCUCGACAACCUCCAGCACCAUCAUCAGUCACUCGGACGAGCACACGAGUGCCACGCCGCUCGGUCUGCUCCUCUACGCCGGCGUACGGGCCAUCGCCAAGAAGAUGUGGGGAGAGCCUGAGUACCUCUACGAGCUGUCGACGAGCACGCUGCGUCUGCUUUGCAACGCCGGCGACUACUGCUUCUGCUGCGCCGAGAGGCUCAAGUUCGGCGGCGUCAAGCCGACGGUAUGCGACAGCCCGCUGUGCCAGUACCAGCUGGAUGAUCUCGGCCUCGGCGCCUCGCUCUCCGAGCUACGCGACGAGCGCAUUGCCGACUUUCUCAUUGCCACCGCCCACGCCGCAGCCGUCGGCGCCGUCAGUCGACCGUCGACGCUUCCCGCGCUGCCUUCUUCGCGCGACGGCUCGCCGUUGACUGCAAAGUCGCUGCGCACGACCAUCGAGGCUCUACCGCCGGUCGAAGUCAUGGCGGCCCUGUCGCCUACCGAACUCAAGGCGCAGAUUGGAGCAGAGGCGUUUGCGACGCUCAGGUGGAUCUUCACCUCGAAUCGCGCGCAUCUGGUUGCGCUGGCGCAGCAUGAGCGCAUCCAGAUCAACGGCGACGAUAUCGGAGGCGAGCUGCACCUGAAAGUCUCGACGAGCACGCGCAGCCACGAGGCAGCGUUCCAGGCGCAGAAGGCCAAGUACGGCAGCUUCAUGGCGUGGCAUGGCUCCGGCACGCAGAACUGGCACGCCAUCAUUCGCACGUCGCUCAAGAAUGCCUCGGGCACGGCAAUGAUGUCGACUGGGGCGGCGUACGGCGCGGGCAUCUAUGUUUCUAUAGCUCGCACAGCGUGCAAGACGCCGCUGAAGCUCGACCGCAGGUGGCCGAUGGCUCCUCGCUCUCGCUCGGCUACGCGAGAACCAUCGCCGAGUCGUGGGAGAACGCAGCAUUGGGCGGCCCGCUGCAGAUCCUCGCCGUUGUGGAGAUUGCCAACUCGCCCGAGCUCAUCCGUCCGCCGAGAGCCGGCAUGAUUGUCGCGCCGCAAGAGCACUUUGCCAAUCUCGCCUACAUCGUCGUGGGCACGAAGAACAAGCCAGUCAAGCACAAUAUCUCGGCCGAGGCACUCAAGAUCAAGCAGUACAUGAACGACACGACGAUUGCAUCAAUGGAGCCUAUCGACAAGGUCGAGAAGGAGCUGCUCUUCGUCGACAGCGUCGGCUACGCGUGGGAUAUCACGGAGCUCGUGCAGAUCAUCAAGGCGAGCCAUGGGCUGUUCAUCAACGCGUACAACAAGACGCCCUUUUCGCCGGUCGAUGUGCAGCGCAUCCUUGAGCAUCCAUCGGGCUAUGGCCAAGAGCUUCGCACGUUGGACGUGGAGAAUCGCGCGAUGCAGAAGCACGUCUCGCAACCGACGCUGGCCAAAGUGCGCGCAGCGGGAAACGUGGCCAAGUUCGACCAAUCCGCCGGCUUUGAUUCGGCUAUGCUCGCGCUCAACAACCUCAAGACAUAUCUCGACACGCUGCAGGGCAACGAGAAGCUGGCGCUCGAGCGUGCGCCGUUCUCGGCCGUCGACUCGGUCACGCGUCAGACUCGACGCACACAAGUGAUCAGCGGCGGCGAAUGCGUGCACGCGGCGGGCGACUGGCUAUCCGCAAGCGCAGCGACAAGCUCGAGGGCUCACCGCAGGCUGACGCCAUGCCCGCCGUGCGAAGAAGCGAGGGCGUCCGCAGCGCACGAGCACGAGCACGAGCACGAGCACGAGCACGAGCACGAGCACGAGCACGAGCACGAGCACGAGCGACAGCGGGGUAGGGGGAGCGAGCGAAGGGAGGGCAACGCAGGUCAACGUGCGGACCGUGCGUCAUGGCAGUGCGCCUCAGCUGGUGACGACGACGAGGCCGGCAGCCUCCAGCUGGUCCACCUUCUUCUUGUCGAUCUUGUUGAAGCGCGCCAGGCGAGCGCCGCGCGAGAUGCCGUCGUCUGCGACGGCAUAGAACUCGAGCGCAAAGUCCUAAGCGGAGAAGCGCGUGCUGCCCUGGCACGGCGCCUCAUGCUGCGCUGCGGCCGGGUGCAGCCGCAGCGCUCGCUCGCCUGGCCCCACAGCGGCCAAGCAAGACGCCGAGCGCGGGUGCUGGGCAGCAGAGAUAGGCAGAGGCAUCAGCAGGCCGCGAGCGAGCGGCACGCAGCGCUCAGUCCCGCAGCGCUGCGGCUGUGGCUGGCGCUGGCGAGCGGCCAGCGCUCAGGCACCGCCGGCCCCGCGUCGGCGCCGAGCCAAGACACGCGCUCGACGCGGAGCGAUGGCGCCGGGGCCUGGCCGAGUGCGAGGGUGCUGCCGCAGCGUGGUGCGCACGGGCAGCGGCGCGCAGCGGCGCGUGCCUCUCAGGCCGCGUCGCAGAGCGCAGCGCAUGAGGCGCACGGCCGCGUCCCCGAACGCGGCGGGCGCCUCAGGGGGCACGCCGCGCGCCGGCGCGACGUCGCGCCGGCACCGGGCGCGCCGAGCAUCAUGGCUGCUCGCGCCUCGUCAGGCCAGACGCAUGCCUCCAGCCUGCGUCGCAACGACGACGCAUCUGCCUUGUCCGCCGUCACAGACGUCUGCAAGAUUCGUCCAGCAGCGAGCGACGUGCAUGCCAGCCGUGGUCGUGCCGCGACGCCUGCUCGCGACGCCGAGCGUCACGCCGAGCGCCGCGCCGGCGUCAGCGUGCAGAGACUCUUCGUCGUCUUCUCGCCGCCUCGCCAGCUCUUCGUCGUCUUCUCGGCGCUCGCCAUCGCACCGCCACCAUGGCGCAGCCCGACUUCCUCAAGCACCUCAAGUACUUGCUCGUCAACCGUGUCUGGCGUGAGUGAAUCAGCGCCAGCGAAGCAGCCCUUGCUCACGCUUGCCCACGCAGCCGCCAGCACCAUCGAGGGCUCGCCUCACUGGUGGCUCGAGACGUACAUCGACAUGUGCCGCAACGAGCCCGACGCCUUCGCCGCGCUCUUCACCGCUCGCGGUCUGCGCGUUCUGGGAGCACUCUCGGAGAACGAGGAGGAUGCGCACGCGCAGCUGGGCGACAAGGGCAAGGCACUGCACGCCGCCUUGGCGCACGAGCGCCGAUACCAGCACGAGCCCGGCGCGCUUCCCGGCAUUUACCUCGUCGCCUUCGAGGAGGGACUCGAGGGACUCAAGGAGACGUAUCUGUACGGCGGACUGACAGAUCAUCUCAAACGUCGCAAGGGUCAACAUCUUUCCAAGAGCAAGUCCCCCGCGGCGCGCGACGCCAUGCGCACCUACCGCACCACACGCCACGCCAGCGGCGCGCUGAAGCACGGCCUCGUCGUCUCCUUCAUCGUGCUUGCCGAGCUCAGCAUGGCCGACGCACUCAAGACCGUCACCGGCAAGUACUCUCUCCGUAGCCAACUGGAGAUCCUCGAGGGCGUCGCCAUCCUUGCUGCGGGCACACUCUACGACGACGGCCGUAACCCGGCCGGACUGAACAGUCUGCUCGGCCCGUUUUGCUCUACGCACGUCAAGGCCGAGCUCUCCGUCAUUGCCGAGGAUGGCCGUCACGAGGUCAUGGUCCGUGAGGACGGCGGCGGCUAUCUUUCGGUCAGUUUCCACGGCACCAGAGUCACCCUCUCGGACAGGAACGCGUUCUCGCCCGGCGACAUGAUCUGGCUCUCGUACGACAAGCGUGCGUUCAAGGUCUACCGCAGCAGCACGGGCCCUCAGUGCUUGGCCAUGGCGGCGUCCCCGGAUGCGGUGCAGCGCUUCGAGCCGACGGGCGUGGCCGCAACCAUGUCAAGCCAGGAGAUGUAUGACUUGGCGUGCGACGUGCUGCCGCCGGACCUCGACGCACUCGAACCGCGCCUGGCGUCAUUUGUUCAGCACGGCAAGCUCCUCGAGAUCUUCAGCUCGGGCAAGGCAACAAGGCCUAUGCCCUAUGCAAUGCUCCCCGUCGGCUCGUUCGCGCGCACCCGCGCAGGCAAGACGCUCGGGGGCAAGAUCACUUUCGACCUCGACGGCGUGGAUCUCGACGUGGGCGACUACGCCUGGUUCCGCAUCACGGCCGGCGGCAACGUCGACGUCGGCGGCGGUCAGCUCCUCGAACCCCGCAUGCACAUUUUUAAGUCGAAGGACUCGCACGAGGUCCUCUACGGCCAGCCGCCCUCCAUGGCCUCGCCCGCGCGCAGGAUCGACACGCCGCAGAUGCGGCCCUCAAACGAGAGCCCUGCAGGAGAGGGUCAGCGUGGGCAGCGCAUUGAGGCCCUCCUCGACGACGAGGCGGAUCACGCGGUCGGAGUAGAAGAUAAAGUCGCUGCGCGGCGUGUGGGUGUCGCGGAUGAGGGUGAGGAGCGCGUCUGGGGGGCCGGGGCAAGGCGCCGCACAUUGGUGUGCGGCGGCAGCGGCGGCACGACGACGGCAUCGGCACUGCCGCCGCGCGCGGCCGACGUCGAGGCGCUCGAUGCACUCGGCGCCAUGGCGGGCGCGAUGUGCGCGGCGGGGCUGGGCGCUGGCAUGGCUGGUGAGGCUUCGCGCCUGCUCGAGUUCAUCCGGCUGGCGCUGGAAGAAGUGCGCCUGGAGCAAACGUGCUCUGUGCAUCUCGCACGGCGCUGCUUGCCACCACCACCACCCCUGUCGCCGCGCUCGACUCAUCCAAGGCAGCGCCACAUCUGCCCGCGCCCGCGCUCGACCUCGCUGGCGCCGAGGCGUUGCCGUUACCUCGCCUCACGCGCCUCGCCUCUCGUGCUCCUCUCGCCGCUCUUGCUGGCCUCGUCACAAGGCGACAUGGCGUCCAAGUUCUCCUCGCGCACCGCGCUGCCACAGCGCGUGCCCGCGCGCAUCCUCAUCGUCGGCGGCGGGCCCUCUGGCAUUGCCGCGCUGCGUGCGCUGCUCGACGACCAUGCCGGCGCCGAGGCGCUGCCGUGGCGGAGGCGCGACGUGGCGCUGUACGAGCGCCGCGCCGACGUCGGCGGCGUAUGGUAUCUCGAGCAGGACAUCGCGCGCUACGAAGCCUCGCUGCCCGCGGGCACGGCGCAGGGCCAGUGGCCCCUGCAUCCUCCCUCUUCGUCCACCCCCGCGUGGCCCUCGCCCGCCUACCCCGCCCUGCGCGGCAACGUCCUGCCGCGCUUCCUCUCCUUCUCCGCGGCGCCCUUUCCGGCGCCCAGCGAGGGCGAGACGUUCCCGACGCUCGACGAGACGCACGCGUACCUGCGCAACGCGGCACAGCGAGCGAGGGCCAACGUCAGGUGUGGCAUGGAGGUGCUUGGCGCUUGGGAGCUGGGCGACAACGACGGGUGGGCGGUGCGCGUGCGCGACUGGAACGAGGGCGGUGCCGAGAGGAUAGAGUACUGGGACGCGCUCGUCGUCGCAACAGGCUGGUACGACGCGCCCAUCUACCCUCCGGUGCCGGGUCUCGCGUCUGCCGUCGCCUCCGGACUCGUGCACCACGCCAAAUGGUAUCGCACUGCCUCCACCUACGCGCUGCCGCGCUACGCCGCGCGCCAGAUCGUCGUCGUCGGCAACGGCAACUCCGCGAACGACGCGGCGGCACACCUCGCGCAGACGACAACGAAGGAGCGCCCCGUGCUGCGCUCCGUCAUCGAGGCGGCACGCCCCGUGUUCGUGUCGCUGCCCGACGAGCGCAUCAGGGACGUGCCCGCGGUGAAGCGAUACGUCCUGAAAGAAGAGGGCGGAGAACAGACGCUGGAUCUGGAGCUCGUCGACGGAACAGUGAUUGCGAAUACGGUGGUACUGCUCGGCGUCGGGUAUGAAGCAGGCACUAUUCCCUGGGUUCAUCUUCUUCGCAAUGCCUCCGCCUCUCCCUCUGCUCUCGACGCCGCUUUCGAUGCGCGCUCGCCCGCCGCCGCCGCGCUCUACGCGCCCCUGACGCCUCCGCCGCGGCUCGCCGAAGCGCGUGCGACACCAGGCGCCUCACCGACGACUGCCGACGCAGACAUCGUCGACGCCUGGCCCUUCCGGCUGCCCAACUUGCACAUGCACUGCGUGCACGCCAUCAAUCCGAGCCUGUCGUUUGUCGGCUUGCCUGUCACGAACACGCCAUUCGUGCUCGCCGACCUGCACGCGCGCUACAUCCGCUGCAUCUACGAGCGCAGCAUCCUCCUGCCCUCCUCUCGCUCCGCGCGGCAACUCGACGAGACGCAGCGCGUCGCACGCUUGAUCGCUCGCCGCGCAGAAGUGGCCGCUCUGGACGCGGCGAUGCGCGAUGACUGGGCGCGCGCCCGCGAGGCAGGCGAGGAGACGGCACUCGCUCAAGCGGCAGCACCGCAGGUCGGCCCGGAGGCGUAUCACGUCAUUGUUUCGUACAACGAGGAACAGCUACACGCGCUGCACCUGCGCGCGAAAGUGGUAGAGGUGCGACCGUGGUUGGAUGAGGUGAUGGAUAGCUGGGAUGAUGAGAGGGAAAAGGAGAGGAAGGGCAUGUAUGAGAGGAAGAGGGAGACGCUGAUCAGGCAGAAGAAGAGGAGGGAAGAGGAGGAGAAGAUUAGGGCGUUGAGCGCGAAGCAUUAGAGAGGCGAGAGGCGAAUGACAUACCUUGAUGAUGAUG